UCCGUCCAAUUACAUAAUAAUUACUAUUUUGCUAGCCAACGUCACUUAGCAACGAGCAGCGAUGCUAGCAAGCUGUAAAAUAGUAAUACGCCUUUCGUAGUAAACGCUUAUCUUUAUAUUUCCAUGAAUUGCUGGGUGUUUCAUUUGAGUGUUAUUUUUUACGUAAACUAAAACAGCUAUUGCUUUUACGAGGUAUUGACCUCGAGGGGCUUACUUAGCUAGUUAGCGAGCCGACGCCCCGGGGGCUCUCACGUUCUUUAGGCAAGAUUCUGUCACACUCGGUGGUCAAUUAAAAAUGCUAUCUUACAUUGACCGAAUCAACCUUGUGUGUAAGAUUCCCCCGUGGUCCAUUUUCCUGCACAAAUGUCAAAGGGCUUUUGUGUCCAUUCUUGUCUACGUGAUGAAGCCCAUUCACAUCAUCAUGUCAAAGUGACCUACACACACACUGGACAAAUAAGUAGGUACACCUGCACGUUAUGCAGGGUUUCAAUACGAGAGAUGCAUUCACAAUUCUUCAUUUUCAUUGUUACUGGUACAUGUUAAUCUAGGGCAGUGCUUCUCAAUUAUUUUCUGUCACGCCCCCCAAGGAAGACGUAAAUGUUUCGCGCCCCCCCCAAACUCUCUGCCACCACUGUAAAUAGUAUCAUUUGUCUAUAAAAUUACUAUUAUAAAUACGCAUCUGCCUAACAUUGUGUCCUUUUUUUCUAAUAAAGAAAAAAAGUCACAUAGAUCAACUUAUAAUAAAGUAUAACUUUAUUAACAUUGUUUUGUUUGUAACAGAGAAGACUUGACGUGCAAAAUUCACAUCCAAACUAAAAAAUACACUCAAGGUACAUUUUUGACCAUUUGAUACAGAAAAAUAAAAUGUAAUAAAAUCAGUAAAUAAUAACAUAUUAAAAUUGAUUAGAAACAUUCUCUCAUGAGGACAAUAUGCCAAAAAAUUUGACCGAAAAAACAAAACUGAAUAAAAGAGAAAAAAAAAGUGUCCUUGGACUGGACAAUUUUUAUUUUUGCUGCUCACAGUAUUUACCUCCUUUGCAAUGGUGUGGAGUUAUUUUACAAUGAGCAUGCUAACAGUGCUCACUGGUUUACUGAUAUAACAUUGACAAAGCAGGAUGAUUGUUGGCAAUAUUCGGCACGUUUUCACUGAAAAAAUCAAGCGGCUUAACAAUGAGAUUGGGGUCUAAUGUCUUUAAGUGGCGUCUUAAUUGAUUUGGCUUCUGGCUGUCUGCUAUAAUUAUUUUUAGACACAGCAAACAGUGGUCUUUCAUCAUCACCCACUGUAUUAAAAGUCAAAGCUAAAAGGCAAAAGGCACGAAAAACGCGCAUUCACGGUGGCCGAGGUAGAACCGUAGGUGAAGGCGGUCGUCGUGACGAUCCCAAGCCGAAAAUGGCACUUCUCGGGCGGCGACGUGAGAACCGGACAAGACAGUGGGUCGCUGCGUGAGUGAGUCAGGUCGGAAAACGGCUUUCGAAAACGGCGGCGGCACACUGCUCUUCAUAUCUGUUGUCUGUGUGCGCUGAGUGCGCUUCCUUAGUUCAAAAAUACUGCGCGCACUCUGAAAAUGAGAGCGCCACUGCCACCUACUGAGUGGAUGAGCAAAUACACUUUAUUCCAGUACGGCAAAAAACAAAACAAAAAAAAACAUGUUCCCCGAGGUCACAUGCGCCCCCCCUGGCAUCGCGCUGCGCCCCCCCAGGGGGGCGCGCCCCACUAUUUGAGAAGUAGUGAUCUAGGGGUUAGCGCAUCUCACAGACAGUUCUGCUGUUUGGUGUUUGAAAGUUGACGUUCAUUUGUGGUGUGAGCAUGUUGUCCUUCUACGUUCGAAAAAAAAUCUUGACUGGCUUCCAGUCAGGAGAAUAGGGUAGUAGGGAGCUCAUAAUCCGAUACGAUAAUGAUUAUUUUACAGUAUGGCGAUACAACAAUUAUUGAUAUAUGGGUCAGGAAAUCAAUAUACGAUAGUUUACUAUUCACCUGGCUAUUUCAAAAUGGGGAAAGAACAAUGUUUUUGCACUUUUGCAAACAGUCUGCAAUGAACUGAGAAUACUACAUUGCAACAUUUAUGUAAAUAAAUUGAGCAACCCUAUAUUAUUGCAACAUUUUUGUGAAUAAAUGAGUGUCACUCUUAACAUCGACACUUUUGUAGUGGAAAAUUAUGGUAGCGACCUUUCAGGAUGCAAAGUAUUUCAAAAUUUCACCGUAUCAAUAUAUUAUCACGCCCCUACUAGGUAGUACACUAUUUUUGCCAGUAUCAGUUUAAAAAUGUGUGCGGUAAUCUGCAUUAUUUCCUUGCAGCAAUUUAUACUGAUGUAUUCCCCCAUAUUGUGUCAAAAUAGUAUUGCAUUUUAUCUUUGUUCGAUCGGGCCUAUCCCAGCAGCCAUACCGUGGACUGACAAACAACCACUUACACUCACAUUCAGACUUAAGGGCAUUUCGGUCAAGGGUCUUCAACUAACCUACCAUGCAUGUUGGACUGGCAAACAACCACUUACACUCACAUUCAGACUUAAGGGCAUUUCAGUCAAGGGUCUUCAACUAACCUACCAUGCAUGUUUUUAGAAUGUGAAGCUAGGGUACAUGUAUUAAAUCGCAAGGAUACAGUUAACAUGCUAAUUCCACACAAAACCCAGAACAUAACGCAAACUUUAACUAAUCUACAAUAUCACAUCAAUCUAUUCCAUUACACUUGUCCUCAAUAAUGUCAAGGGCAAACAGGAGCCUAUCCCUCCUGACUUUGGUCGAUAGGCAUAGAACACCCUGGAUUGGUCAGUAUUGCUUUUUUUCUGCAAAAGAUAAGUAGUAGCCUUAGGCAAACCUAAAUGUAUCGCAAAAUGUACUUUUCUUUUAUGCAAAACUUUCAAAUUCAAUUGCAGUGAUCCCUCGUUACUUUGCGGCUUAACUUUCGCCACCUCCUUGGAUUCCAGAUUUUUUAAUCUUGUUAUAAGUAUUUUGAUAUAAGAAUAAAAGAGUAAAAACGUAUUUGUCAUACUUGUUUUUUGAUGGUGUUAUACUUGUAUAGCGCCUUUCCACCUUUCAAGGCCCUCAAAGCGCUUUACACUACCCUGCCAUCCACCUGCUGGUGACGCAGCACAAGGAACAACGUGGGGUUCAGUAUCUUGCUCAAGGACACUUAGACGAGUUCAUCAGGGCGGAGAAUCAAACCCACAACCUCUGGAUUGGGGGACAACUUCUCUUACCACUGAGCCACGCUCCCCAUUUGUAAAAUGCAACUACACUACAUGCCUGAAUAGGUGUUCGUGUGCUAGUAUUUCUAAUGUAUUUAUUGAUGAAAUUUGUGGUAGCCCGGUUGGGACAGCAUCUUUAAGCUACAUGGUUGCCUAACACAGUCAAAUACUGGCCCUGGGCCAUAUAGCACUCUUUGAUGCAAAAUAUACAAUUUUCAGUCCGGCUCUUGGUCUGAAUUAAACACCAUUGUGCAGACAUACCUAAUGCUGUGUCUAGCAAGUAUGUAAUGUGUGUUUAGGGCAGACAAAUAAAUUGUUAUUACAAGCCAACCUCAGUACAUAAGCCUGAUAUCAGACCAUGCUUCUGCCCCAGUUUGUGUUACCCCCACUUGUUUUUAAUCGUGGCAAUCAAACACAUUUUAACUUUUGUGUGGAUGAAAGGUCAGUGUUUUAGCCUGUAUUCCUUGUGAAAUAUGUGGAGGGAGGAUGACACAAUAUUGCAUAACCACUGAUGGGUGGAACAUCGCACAUAAGAAAUGAAUUCAACAAUAUCUACUUACUAUUGCAUAAUUUUGCACCCUGUGUUCAUGGAGAUGAAUUAUAGUACAGUUUCAAGACAGGCACUGUAUUGUUUUGUAAAAAAGUUGGCAGCUUGAUGAAACUUAGCAUGCAGUUGUGGAAAUUGAUACAUUAGGACUGUUUGUGCUUGUCACAAAUACACUAAUUAAAUAAUUAAGCUCUUACCUUUGCAGUGAUUUAGUCAAAAGGGGUAGUUUUUGAAGGAAUCAUGUAAGUGCCACAUAGUGUGUCAGGUAGGUGCCAAUGCUCCUCGGAGCACGCUCCGUUUCUAACAGACUUCUGCAAAUGAUAGCUCUGGUAUGUUGAGGAUUGCUGUAAAGGUCUUUAGUGCUGCAGAAAAGUGAGCAUAUUUUUAAAUGAUUCAUUUUCAAAACAUUCAUCCAUCCAUCCAUUGUCUAUAGCACUUUUUCUAAUUAAGAUUUUUAACUCAUUUCAGUCUAGAUUUCGGCCGCACCACGGCACUGAGACUGUGCUUAUGAAAGCCUUACCUAAAUCAUAUUCGUCAGAACAACAACGCAGGCACAUAAUCUGUUCUGGAAUUACUGGAUCUCAGUCCCGCAACACGGUUGGUCAUAACAUGCUACUCAGCAGAUUGGAACAAUGGGUAGGGCGUACCGAAACUGAGCUUCAGUGGGUCAAAUCUUAUCUACUAAGAAAUCCAAAAUCAUGAGUCUGAAUGAACCAAAAUCACAUGUGGGAUUCCUCAAGGGUCCAUUCUCAGUCUGCUUCUAUUCAAUAUCUUUAUGCUUCCUUUAGCUCAGAUUAUGGAACAGUAAAUUAUCUCCUAUCACACCUAUGUAGAUGACACACAAUUGUACAUUUCAAUGUGUUGUCAAUGUUUUGGGCCAAGAAAGGAAAGGUCAAAAAUCAGCACACACCUUGGCAAAAUGUCACUUAAAGCUACAAAUCAAGCCAGAAAUCAUAGCAUAAUUAUUGACCCAGAGCUAAACUUUGACAGCCAUCUAAAAUUUGUCACAAAAUUUGCCUAUUACCACCUAAAACUACAGCCAGAUUUAUGGGACUUUAUUCCAAACAAGAAAUGGAAAAACUUAUCCAUGCAUUCAUUAUUUACUAGAUUGGACUUUUGUUGUGGUACAUUUGCACGUCUUAACAAAAACCACUCAGGAAGCUGCAGUGGUUUGCUGCAUGUUCCAAGAAAAAGAACCAAGCAGGGUGAGGCAGCAUUUAGUUACUAUGCUCCUCACCUCUGGAACAAGUUACUUGAAGGUCUGUAGUGUGCUCACACAGUUAGCUCCUUUAAAUCAAGGCUAAAAAUGCUAUUCUUUGUCAUUUUUGGCCAGAUCGCCUAUACCUAAACUACAGUAACCCUUUGUCCACUGUGAUUGGCAGGAAACAUAUAUAAAGUCAAAUGGGAUAAGCACCAGCAUACCCGUGACUCCAGUAAACCUUAGCGUUAUAGAAACUGAAUGGAUGGACCUCAGUUUAGCAUCAGUAACCUUAGCUGUAACCAUAUGUUCUGAAUGUGCAUUUAACAUUUCAUGCUGUUCUAUAUGCAGAGCAUUGUAUAGCUAACUUUGACUUCACAAGUUGAAAUCUACCCAUGGAAUAUAUUUUCCCAUUAUUUAUUGGCAUCAAAUGAAAACAGUUUAACAUACAUUGUGGUGUUAGUCAUAUAUUUUCAUUAGAAAUUCAUUUGGGACAUGAAAAUACUGAAAAAAUAAUAAUAAUAAUAAUAAGUGUGAAAACGACAACGAAAUUGUCCUGAUUUAGGCAUGUUUAUUUGAUUGAACAUAUGCAGUAUUAUAGUAUAAGUAUUGUAUAUCACAGACCACAAAAAUGAGCACAAGUGCUGUUGUUAUGCUUGUGCAUGUGCAUUGCUACUCAGUUGUGUUUCUUUACAAACUGACAAGGCAAAUUACUUGUCAGGCAUACAAUACAUACUCUAUUACAGUAUAUAUUUUUCAAUCUAUUGUUAUGUAAACAUCCCGUUCAUUAGAAAUAAGAGACUUAUCUUUUCUUUUGUCUACUUAAACGCCUGUUUCUGUAAUCACACCAGUGGCAGGUUGAUAUAUCAUCUCAUAUUUCUCAAUGUUCCAGACUGAUAUUGACAAAACUAAAUGAAACCACAGUUAUAUUAUGUACACGGUGAGGUUGCGGUUAAUGCUGACUCCACUGUAGAUGAAUAAUAAGCCUGAGAACUCCCAACAUCGUAUUGUCAUGCAGCUCAUGUUUCCCAGCAUGCUUUUUUUAUUGUUAAGCUAAUGCUGAGACACCAUGGAUUUUAGAGGAAUGGCAAUUUCACAAUGAUGACAGGAAUGAUGCACCAUAUUGUAGUUUGAAGUUGCAACACUUAGUUGCUAGCCAAUGUGGUUUGUCCCAAAUUACAAAGAUUAGGAAUUACAGAAAAUUGCAUUGCCGAACCUUACACUUGACACAUACCUACGAACCUACUACAUGAGACAACAUAUACGAACACCCAUGACCACCAGGUUUUCACAGUAGUUUCAUGAUGCCUAAUAUAGGGUUCCAGAACCUUCCCCUUAAUAUCUACAUUGUUGUGUUUGGAACUGCCGUCUUUGUCUUCAUCCUCAGCCUCCUCUUCUGCUGUUAUUUAAUAAGGUUACGGCACCAGGCGCACAAAGAGCUAUAUGCAUACAAACAAGUCAUUCAGAAAGAAAAGGUGAAAGAGUUAAAUUUGCAUGAGAUAUGCGCCGUGUGUUUGGAGGAGUUCAAACAGAAAGACGAGCUGGGGAUUUGUCCAUGCAAACACGCAUUUCAUAGGAAAUGCCUCAUCAAGUGGCUGGAGGUGAGGAAAGUGUGCCCGCUGUGCAACAUGCCCGUCUUACAGCUUGCCCAGCAGGCAGGCACGACGGAACCUCCAGUGUCAAACCAGCAGCCUCUGCCCGGUAUCGAGAACCUGGUCUAAUGGACCUGAAGCCAACAUGAUGGUGACGCUAUAUAAAUACACACGCGCAAACAUGAUACACCUGAACAGUUGGCUGCACAGGUCCAAAUCGGACCCACCUGGUGGAAAAGACGCACUUAUCUUGACAGCAACUCAUAAAAAAGGGUUUUCCUCAUCUCACUUGGAAUGAUCAUUAUCUGGAUUAACUUUUUUUCUUCCUUUAUGGACAUGGAAAGAGACGAUGCGGUUCACAACAAAGCACUUUUUUCCUGUGGACACCAGCUGAAGAACAGAACAACAACAAACACAGCAGCCAAGAUCAACAGUACACUAAAUACUCUGUUUUUGUUUGUUAAUUUUAUUCUUGCUUUUUUUUUCUAUUUAACAAGCACUUUACAAAAAGUCAAAACCUAAUUGCUUGCAAUUUGUGAACGCAAGGAUGUUUUAUACCUGAUUUUCCACCAUUAGUUCCAUGUUCAGCAUAAAGCUUCAGAUGUUUUCCUUUUUUAUUGAUAAACUUAGACCAGAAUAACACAUUUAAAGGGACAAAAUAUUAUAGUAUACAUGCAUUUUUAUUGCUUUGCACACAUACAUGCUUGAGGGAAGCUCAAAAGUGACUUUAAUCCAAUUCUUUUAAAUGAAAGGAUAUCAUAAUGCCAAACUUUGUUAGUCAUUAUUAUUACAACGUGACAGUUAAGUAUUAUUCUGUCUGUCUAGAUAAGUAUUUCACACACACCAAAAAAAAAAAAAACAUCUUUAUCUUUCUUCACUUAGUGGAUGUGCGAUGUAAGCGGGUGCACAAAUUUACUCGACCACAGAGUACCAACCGUCUUGCAUUGGUAAGUGUAGUUGUAAAAAUAUGUUUGGUGUUUUUUUCCCCUCGCCUAUUCUUACUGUCAAUUGUGACGCAUGCAGUCAGUCCAAGUAAAACUCAUCACAGCCACCUAGUGGAAGUAGGGGAGCGAGGUCUGAGAUGUUAAUUUGUGUGUUGUCUGUGUUUGGGGGGAUCACUAGUUGAUGAGAUGUUAAAUGUUAACUUUAUAGUCUAAUAAUGUCACAUAACAAGGCACUGUUUUAUUUUGAUCAUGAAGAAAAACAACAACCAAAGUUAAAAUAGAAACAUUAGGUCACAUUCUGUGAAUAUUUAAAGAAGAAUUAGAGUGUAUCCGACUUAAAAUAUACUGUUACCUGGAUGAAUUGGACUCUGUCAUUCACCCAAAUUUGUUAAAGCAGCACAAAAUGUAUUAGGAAAUGCCUAUUCAAAUGCAUUUAUGGUUCAUUUAUGACAAUAUGAAUAUGGUCCAAGAGCACCUGCCGAGGGAGUUGCCCCAUGCUAGGGUCAGCGCUCACUGGAUGUAAUGAAGCAGCAUUUCCAUUCACAGGCACAGGAUGCAUCAUUCUAGUGCUUUCGCUUCUCACUCUUUCUGUGCAGUACAUUUAUGUUUGUUUUGGACCAUGAACCCUGCAUUUUGUUUGGUUUUUGUGUGCCAGGUUGUGAGAUGCUACAGGAAAAAAUGUUGAUCGUUUUUGUAAGCAGCCAUUUUUUUGUUGUUUGUUUGUUUUACAUAAAUAAAGGCACAGUUAGUAACAUCCCAAAAAGUGACAUCGCAAAGAAAAAGUUUGAAAAAACAAACAAACAAACAAAUAUCUGAAGUUUAAAUGGAUCAAUCUAACGUUAAUUCAUUAGAAAUUAAUAAUAGACCUACCUCAAGGCUGCGACGACAUAUCACAGUUAUAGUAUGUGGAGGACAAUUACAGAAAUUGUUCAUCAAAAGAUUGCGGCUGCACUUUUCUCUACAAAUUUACAUAAAAAACAGCGCUUAACACUAUUUCUCCUGCUGUCUGUGUGCUGUGCUGUCCACAAAUUACAAGAAAUAGACAAAGAAAAUUUUGUUGUUACCCGUUCUCAUUUUGAUUGCUGUAUUAGUUGGCAAUGGUAGGUUGCUAAUUAGCACAGCUCACAUGUUCAUUAUUUUGCCAUUUAGAAGAAGUUGGAGACAGCUAAGAAAUUUCUAACAUAACAGACGGCACGAGAAAUCAGCAUCUAGCAGUUUUGGUAUGUAAAUUUGUAGUGAUAACAAAUGCAGUCGCAAUCUUCCGACAGACAGUUUCGGUAAUUGAACUAAUAAAAUAGUGAGUAACAAAUGUAGUUUGGAGGCAGCAUACGCACAUGUGUAAGAACUGAAUGUGAAGCGAUUACGUCCAAAUUAAUUCCUGACAAAUGAGAAUGCAGUUGGGUCGCACAUGGCUUUUGUUUACAGUUUAACCAAAACGGUUGCCUUGUGAACACAAAUGCCCAAAUGGAAAAAGACGCAACUGUAUCGAUUUAGCCCCUGGAUUGUAAGAAAAUAAACGUAUCGCCUAUCUUAUAAGCAGCCCAAUUGAGGGAAUGACUAUUGUAAGAAAAACAUGCAUCAAAACAUCAAAAUCCAUACAUUUCUCUCUCUGUCAUUUGCUUAUUGUGGAGUUUAACUGGGGAAAUGACUGACUGUGCCUUCAACAUGAUCUAACUUUAGGCUGCCCAGUUUACGCAUUCAUGACAACUGGCUUAAAAAUGUGUCAUGCGGGGUGCCAAUAUCUUCCAACGAUCCAACUCGGUUUUCCACAUCCAACAACUUUGGGAACAACUGUUUAUUCCACCCUGACUUUUUCAGAACAAAAAAACAUAUUCUUAGUUUCUUUACUUUUUCUUAGGUCAUAGUUUCCCUUAUGAACAUGAAUCAAAAAGCUUUUUGCCAUGAAAUGUUAUGCCUGAUUCAGUAACUGUUGACAACUUCCAAAAAUGUAGCCACCAACUCAGAGAACAAAAUGGCAGUUAAUUUCAUUUUUCUUUUCGUCUUUUUUUUUAUAUGUAUCUCUUUAACAGUUGUGUCACUCAAAUGUUACAUGAUUCAUUGUUACAGUAUUUGUAAUUGACUAGUAACAACACAAGUCGUUCGUCAUUGAAUGUGUCCCACAUGGUUCAAUUUGUCAAUGCAUGAUGUCUACUGAUCAUCACCACUGUAAUGUUUUAACAGAUCAUGUGUAUGGAUGCAACAAAAUUAUCUUCAAACCGUGAUAGAAUAGUCACUCUUACCACAGCCCUUCACUUAUGAUAAAUUCAUAUUGGUAUUCGUAUAGGCUUUUGCUGAUUUUCAUCAAAAGAGUUGAAAUUUGUUGAUUUUGGCCCAACUAUCCUUGUGUGUAUAAAAAUGCCAAAUUAGGCCUGAAUAACAUUGUAUGUGUACCCUGCUUUAAGUGAUACUUUUCUCAUAUUAAUAGGUGUUGUAAUACGGAAAUGUAAACGCCACAAAUAUUCCAAUUGCAAUCUACAGUAAGUGCCAAAGGAAUUAAAAGAAAGAACAUUUCUGCAUUUUUCUAUAAAAGUGAUAGAAAAGCGCAAAGUAAUGUACCCAUGGAUACUGAAGAGUGUUGCUCAGGAGUUUUUGUUUUGAAUCUCUGUGGAUACUUGAGGGUCAAGCACACUCAUUAUUUAUUCCUCUGUACCUUUCUUGUAUCCCCCACACACAGCAAACCAUGGAAAAAUAAUAACAAUAUUCAGUAUAAUAACCUUGACUUUGUUGUUAACACAGAUGUUCUGUUUGUGGACUUUCACAGACAUUUGUUUGUAUUACUAAAAAUUCUGCAGCAGAAUAUUUUUGGAGCUAAUAAUAAUAGCUGUACAGUAUUUGUAAGCUCUAUUUUUGUAUGCGUAUUGCUAUUUUAAGAGGAAAAGAAUACUGUGAUUUUUUUUCCCCUUGUGUUUCUAUUUGGCUAAUUACAUGGUUGUUCGUUUUAAAAGGAAAACAAUUGCAUGUGACUGACUUGAACGGUAAUAAAGUU
Molecule: messenger RNA, 10453 nt
Organism: Corythoichthys intestinalis (scribbled pipefish)
Lineage: Eukaryota; Metazoa; Chordata; Actinopteri; Syngnathiformes; Syngnathidae
Gene: rnf24
Product: ring finger protein 24
Exons: 6
Coding region: 6233-6652 (139 amino acids)
Molecular function (GO): zinc ion binding
Source: RefSeq, a predicted model, not a curated record